GCCACAAUACGAUAAUGGUACGAUGACUUGAACUGAGUCUAUCGAUUAAAAUUAUGCAAGUACUAGACUGAUGUCACUGGUAUCCGGCUUGUUUACGAUCGUGUACACUGAACGAAGCAAGCUUCGACCCUUGUACGUUUGUACAGGGCCGGUCCGGCAUUGUAUGCGGCAGUGCAUCGGUGCAGUGCCUAUGUACCGUGUGGAGGACCGGACAUGACGUUGUAGAAGUCGUGGUCGAUGGAACCAAAUGUUAAUGAAGAAACUAGCGCUAACCAAGUCAACAUGGUCAAGUAAAUGUCGUAAUGGAUAUCUUUAUCGUUUGGACUUCCUGUAAAUAUUAUAGUAGGUUUAACACUUAUGCUGGUCGAUGAUGAAGUCGAAAACUGUUUUAAAGGAAGUUAUGAAAAUUAAAGCUCUAGCUCUGGAUAGAGAAGAGGACGAAGAAGAAACUCCGUUGAGAUGGAUGCAGAGCCGAAACCCCUCGGAAGUGGGAGGCCAGAACGCUACGAAAUUGAAGAUCAUGAUUCAGGCUCCCCGCUGACAUACACCUCGCUGAAGACAUUUGAUGCCAGCCGCAUCUUCAGUAAGAACCCUCGCAAAUAUGAUCGGCUCAUUGCCCAGGAAGAGGGCUACUCAAAAGAUGAUUCGGCGUUCUCCGACACCGAAAUCGACAUGCCCAGGUACAGGUCCUGUGAUGCCCCGAUGAGGCUGCGCAACCGAUCCAAUUCCCUCACCUCACUGGACACGGUAAUUGCCAUGCAGACUGACGUUGCUCAAGCUCAGCCUAAAGUGCCCGAGAUGGAUGACAGCAACAUAGUGGCAUCUCACCUAGCUGACCACAUGUACCGACGCUGCUCGUUAGACCACAUGGCAGAUUACUACUCCCGACGAUCCUCAGACGCAGCAGUCACGGCAAUUUGGGAACCAACAAGCCAUGGUACCUUGCAAACAUCAACCAAAACAACAGUUGAAUCUGCCGUGGCAACUUACAAGAUUGACAAGAAGACAGCUGAAAAAUUUGGUGAAGGGCACCUUUCCGAUAUCAUGAUGAAGGCAGCAUUUAAGGAAACUCUGACCUCUCCCAAGAAGGACGAGGAGAAAACCAAGGAACAACGGAUCUCUGUAGAAGGAGGACGUGCCUCACCAGCCCCGAGCAAGGAGGCCCAGGACAGACGGAUGUCCCUGCCUGAGACGGCCAAAGAUGUGGAGAAAACAUCUGUGGGUGAAGAAGUGUCUGUCAAGGUGACCUCAGUCCAUCCAGAGCCUCGCCGCCUGUUUGGCAUAGGACCACUGUACCACCCCCUUCCAGAAAUGGUAGUGGAAGGAGUGACUUCCACUGAUGGCUCGCUGGUGAACAAGAUCAAGAAGGAAGGCCUGGCCAUGGGCGCAGAGGCAAAAUCAGGGAAGAAAAAGCCACCCACAAAAGCUGAGAUCAACACCUGGGCACCCUUCUCCAUGUGAUGGCGCAGAGAGUUCCGUGUUGAUACUCAGCAUGGCAUUGGAUUGGUCCAUCCUGUCCUUGGGCAGAUAUUUUUAUAUCACGUUCAUGUUUGUUGAAUGUGUUAAAAAUAAGAAAUAAGUUUCUGAGAAAUUUGUAUCAAAUUUCACAAUGCUUCCUUUUGAUGUGAGAUUCGAAAUGAAAUGAAUGAAUUUGCCCUAAAUUCUUGAAAAAAAGAAUGCACUGAUAAAAAUGUGGAUGGACCGCUUACUUGCCGCUUUGUCCGCCAAGUUAGUUCCCUGGUCCAGUAAUACAUCCCUAUGAUAGAUGGCAGAAAUGCAAACACUUCUCAUGAGAAGUUCUGAGCUAAUUUAUAAGCCUGCUGUCUGUGAAGUAUCUUUUGUGUUUUGUCUUUUCAUCAUUCAAAAAUGAUAUGACUGUUGAAUAUUGAUUGAAUGUUUAUUAGAAUUGAAUGUAAUGCAUGUAUGCUUUCUCUGAAAUGCAUGAUAUUUCCAAGUGAUGAAAAAUGUCGCAAAUAUCGUAAAAUUUAUUAUGUACCACAUAAAUAUGGCUUUUAAAAGUCACAUAAUAAAGUGUCAUGUUGAAUGUUUUGUUUUGCCUUACUGUUAAAUGCUUUUAAACAAGACCAAACAUAUCUUAUUGUUUAACAGAAUAAAAAUUGUUUGGUUGAUUUCCUAGUAUAUGAUGUAAGCACUCAGCUUUUGACAUUACAAAUUUACAAAGUUGUGGCUAAAUACCCGGGUUGCAUUUUGGCAGGGCCCACCAAGAAUUUGUUCCAUUGUUUCUCUUUGGUGUGAACAUUUGGGUAACUUUAAUAUGGCAAGAAUUCUGCGUGAUGAUGUAGUAGUCAGGUACCCAAACAAAUUAACUAAAGAGAAACAAAUCAAUUUUGGGUAUCAUUGUGAAAAUGUACAACAGCACUUAGAAAAGUGCAUGUGUUGUUAUUUUUUUUUGUCAGUGAAGCAGAAAUUUCUGAAGCCUGAGUGUGAGGAAAAAUGGUCUUAAAAUCGUCUUCAUGUCAUCAAGUGCAUAGAGAUUAUUCCAGUAUUUUGAAAUGUUUACUUUUAUCUUUUGUAAAUGAUUCAAAAAUAAAUUAGAUCAAAUUAGUCAAAUACAAAAACGACAUGAGCAACAGAGUUUAUAUUGCUAAACAUAAACCAAGCCAUGAAAAAGAUUUAAAUAUACAAAGAUAUGUAAUUUAAUGUUGCUUUUAAAAUAUAAGCCUGGAUUGCUUUAAUUGUAUUGUUUUGAUGUAUGGUCAUUUUAAUUGCAUUUGUUAUAGAAAUUUAAAAUACAAACACAGCACUGGCUUGUGCGUGUUUUAUUUUCACAGUUUACUUUCAAACCAAAGCAAAUAUUCAAAGUGGCAUUUCCUGUAAUUUUUUUCACAAUAUAAAAUUGUGUCCUGUAACACUGCCAAUGUCUGGAAUUGUCUAAUUUUGACUGGUCACCUAUGCACAAAUAUUUCCCGGGUACCAUGCAAAACCAACCAUUGGUUGACCAAUGGCUGCCGACUAAACUUGCCGGUCGUUACUAAUCCUUUCCUGUAUGUCCCCUGUCCAAAGCUGCCAUAAUAAAUUCCUUGAUAUGAUCUUGCCUAAUGUUAUUUUUGUGUGAUACUGAGCCUAGGUGUCAGUGUUCAAUAUCAGGACUGCUUCAGAUUUGUUUCUGUUCUAAGAAUACAUACAUAUUAAAACGUGUUGUGUUAUUGAAUAGUGUUGGAUUCGUUGACUAAAUGCGUUCAAAACCUUCAAUGAAAUCGUCAGUCUACAAGUGGCAGUUUUCCAGUGAAAUUGAGAGUGGUUAGGUAUUGGGGACAUGGCCCAGUGCAUGAAGUAUUGGGGAUUUAAUUGGAAACUGGGUCAAAAUUAGGCUGCAUCCAGCCUGGAAGGUUUAAGCGCGCAAUAAAAGCCAAUUCGAGGGUGCUAUGCACAGUUUACAAGCAACAUACAUGUGCGUGUAGCUUUGUGAUGCCUGAGGACACUUGCCAUAAUUAUGUACGGGAAGGGUUUAUUUGCCAGACAAAAUAACAUGUCUGGUGCUUUACGGACCAGCGUAUUUUUCACUUGUACGUGGAGGUAGGAAUGCUGUUUUACAUAAAUGCGUAAAAUAAAUAGAAAAAUCUGUGUAAAUAAUGAACAAAUAAAUCUCCAACAAAACCCAUCA
Molecule: messenger RNA, 3625 nt
Organism: Acanthaster planci (crown-of-thorns starfish)
Lineage: Eukaryota; Metazoa; Echinodermata; Asteroidea; Valvatida; Acanthasteridae
Source: RefSeq, a predicted model, not a curated record